AUGUUGAAGAUAUGGAGCAUGAAGCAGCAGCAGCAGAAGAAUGAGGCGGCCUCGGGACAGACCAAGAAGAAGAAGGUCACUGCAGCACAACUCCGAGUACAGAAAGAUCUCAGCGAGCUCUCCCUCGGCAGCACAAUGAAAACCCACUUCCCGAACCCCGACGACAUCCUCAACUUCACCCUCACCCUCACACCCGACGAAGGCCUCUACAAAGGCGGCGUCUUCAACUUCUCCUUCGCAAUCUCGCAAAACUUCCCUCACGAACCACCGAAAGUCAAGUGCAAAGAGAAGAUCUACCACCCGAACAUCGACCUCGAGGGGAACGUCUGCCUGAACAUUCUGAGAGAAGACUGGAAGCCUGUGCUCAACCUGAAUGCGGUGAUUGUGGGGCUGCAGUUCUUGUUCUUGGAGCCGAACGCAAGUGAUCCACUCAACAAGGAUGCGGCGAACGAUCUGAUGAGUGAUCGGGAUCGGUUCAAGAGGAAUGUGAGGAGUGCGAUGGCGGGUGGCGCGGUGAAGGGCGAGAGCUUUGAUAGGGUUAUGAAUUAA
Molecule: messenger RNA, 549 nt
Organism: Fulvia fulva
Lineage: Eukaryota; Fungi; Ascomycota; Dothideomycetes; Mycosphaerellales; Mycosphaerellaceae
Product: NEDD8-conjugating enzyme UBC12
Exons: 2
Coding region: 1-549 (182 amino acids)
Source: RefSeq, a predicted model, not a curated record